AUGAUUCUUCGAUGGGUACUGGCGUCAAUAGUUCUACUAUGUACUACCGUAUUUGCCCUUCCGCGUUUCCGGAAAACCGGAUACGAUGAGCAAGAGGCGUGGCUAUUGCUCAAUUUGGCCGCCGGGGCGUACGCCGAUUCGCCAUAUGAGUGUGUCAAUAGAACAUUCCCCCCACACGAGGCUCGAGUGUUGCUCGAGAAUAUUGGAGAGGAAUGUGAUAUCGUCUCCAGCUUAUGUUCUGGAUAUGUCGUCAAAUCGGAUCGGUUGCAACAUCUUGUACUCGUAUUUAGAGGUACCAAGACGAAAACGCAGCUUCUACUGGAGGGCUGGGCCUCGCACAGCGACGGCGCCCCCUUUUUCGACAUGGGAGAUGUGAACAAAUAUUUUCUACAUGCCCACCAAGUCCUUUGGCCACCCGUUGAUCGAGUUUUGAGGGACCCGCGAUAUCAGCACUACGCCGUUACCGUAACCGGCCAUUCCCUGGGAGGAGCACUGGCUGCGCUGGCGGCCGCCAGAAUUGUUAAUCAAGGCCUUCGACAAAGCGGUCAAAUCCGUCUGAUCACCUUUGGCGAACCACGAGUCGGAUCCGGAAAGUUUGCAAAGAAUUUCGACGCCAUCGUGCCAAAUGCGUAUCGGGUCGUCUUCCGCCGCGACAUCGUCCCCCAUAUGCCGGCUUGCAGGAAGGAUUUCAGCGAUACGAGGCUAAGGGAAGAAGACGUUCAUCCGUGCGAUGACUACGAGGGAACCGCCGCCUACCAUCACGGCACCGAGAUAUGGUACCCAGACUGUAUGGAUCCGGGGUGUACGUAUCUGGAAUGCACGGGAUUACCCAAAAAUGAAGAUAUGCAAUGCUCGGAUAAGCUGUCAUUCAAUCUAGGCGAUACCUCGGAUUAUGUCUGGGAUCACAGGAAUUAUUUUGGCGUCAAGGUAACGUCAUACGGUAAAUCGGGUUGCGAUGGCGUUUUCAACGCGACGGAGGUGAAAGAGGGCACCAUACACAAAAUAGUGUCUGGGCUGAAGAUGUGGGCAUCGAAUAUUGGA
Molecule: messenger RNA, 1041 nt
Organism: Mesorhabditis spiculigera
Lineage: Eukaryota; Metazoa; Nematoda; Chromadorea; Rhabditida; Rhabditidae
Source: the annotation of a GenBank genome assembly